Physcomitrium patens is the source of this 2098-nucleotide messenger RNA. RefSeq lists its product as uncharacterized. Lineage: Eukaryota; Viridiplantae; Streptophyta; Bryopsida; Funariales; Funariaceae. The record is from RefSeq and is a predicted model, not a curated record.
CAACUCAAGGUCGCUCCACCAAGAGCUAGGAGACGACAACCUCCUCUUUCUCCUCUUACUCGUAAAUGUUGUAGAUAAGCCCCACGUAGAAGGGCAACACGCGUUAGGAAGCUGAUACAGCUUGAUACAGCUUGCAAGUGGUGAGACCACGGAUCUUUCGAUCGAGGGGGAGUGGCGUCGUGGUAGAUCCACGAAUCGGCCCCAUCCUCCCGAAUAUCGAACGCUACGUACGUCACAAGCGUGGCAGAUGACAGCAUCCGACCUAGGCAGCACGACUUUUGGGCUGGCGGAGACUGAGACCAGUUCCCAGAAUCAGCUUCGUUGGGAAUAGUACCUCAUGUGGGGUACUCGCCGUGCUGCAGUGUCACCUCUCCUGUCGAUAUACAUGCACGGACGAUACAUAUGUAUAUUGUGGAUGUGUGCGCCUACACCACAGAUGUGUGCUUCUCCGAAUAUGCCGGACUUAUCAAGUGAUGGGCACCGUACUCUCGCAAUCUAACGGAAAAAAGAGCACCUACCGUCGAGAGGUGGGUAAGAAUGUAGGACUAGCGGAGAAGUUGGGGUCAAGUGCUUGCCCUAAGGUGGGAAGGGAGGAGGCGUAGGGCCGACGGAAAUGUGGGUCAGCCCCCGAGCAGCCAUUUAGAAACCAAAAUCUCGACGAAAGCUCGGUUCUGCUUCUGGCUUGUAUUGUGGUAACGGUUUACCGCGUGGUGGGUGUAGUUCGUAUGCUGUGAACUCCAUUUCCUGUGCACGUGUUCGGUCCAGAUGUGCAGUGCUGUGAGAGUCUUGUUUGCACCACUGACGGAGAGGUGUAAACUUCUCUGUUACUGUAACCAAAACCUGGGUUUCUUUUUUGAUGUCCGCAUUUGUCAGAAAAUGAACAGGUUUUAGUCUAACUCAACGUCAGCAGAGAAGAUUUAGAAGCUGAGUAGUACACGGGCGUAUCGCCAUCUAGUUCUAAUUCCUGCCGACAAGUUUCAUAGUAGUGAUCGUGGAUUUCUGGAGAUGCCUGAUCACAAUCGAGAAGCUCACCCUCUGCAUACAUUGGGCAAAUCUGUUGGGGAAGAUGGAGUUGUGAGAUGCCCUAACUGUCCGGGUUUGACGAGGGUUACGUUUCAAGCAGAAUGUAUGUGCUGCGGCCGCGAGGUCGCGCAGUCUCAGGAUUCUGGAACAGAUGACAUAACAGACUCCGUGCAAGCCUUAUCCAUUGGGUCGGAGGUGCCAGAAACUCCCGUUCCGCUGCCUGCAUGUCGAGCUUUUGUUGGGGAAUUCAGACACCUGCUCUCGUUGCAGCCAGUUCAAGUUCAUAUACCAGAAGACAGGAGAAAUAAUGUUGCUGUACCAAGAAAUCUCAACAGCAUAUUCAAUAGAUGUGAGCUUACAAGGAGGCAACGAGUUGAAACAGUCAGCAAGUUGCAGCUUCCCUAUCGUUCUAGAAACACACUCAGGACUUUAUUCAGACAACUGCAACAUGAACGUCGGCCACCUUCGCAAAGGCGUUGGGCAAGGAAGGGCAUUUGCAUGAAAUCAUCGUUACUGCAGAGGAGUCCGAACCUGCAAACGCGUCAGGAAUAAUGUGGUCGGCAUUCGAUCUUUCAAAUUGGAAAAAGGACAUCUGGAAUGGAUCUUAUAACCUCAGCGGCGAAAUUGCAGGAGCUUAUGAUCCUAUUUUCAACUAGUCAUAACAUGUAAUUUUGUAGACCAGUUCGUUAUAUUGUGAAGCUUGAAUCCUUGUAAUUAAUUUGAUUAGAGAUUCUGUUGAUUUAGUCUUUGAUCCUUGUCUGCACUAGACGAUUGGAUCUUACAUCAGGGACAACAACCGUGGUCAUUUAUCAACCACCGGUUUCGAUGCCGAAGGCAAGUGAACCAGCGACAGCAGUAUCGAAGACAUAUUGCUGGGGAAGGGGGACUCAUCGACCCUCUCUGGUACUUCUUUUCAUCUCUAAAUUUUAGUCUAGUCUCAGAAGUAGGGAAAUAAUGGCAUGUGUUGGCAGGUUUUUUGUUCAUUGAAGGAUAAGUGAACCGCGUCAACACAAUUUAUGACAUCUUUUAAGCGCAAAAUAAAGUUGGAGUACCGUUGAUUUGAACAUGGUUUUAA